This is a messenger RNA of Micropterus salmoides (largemouth bass), 1254 nucleotides long. Its product is annotated as syntaxin-4-like. Lineage: Eukaryota; Metazoa; Chordata; Actinopteri; Centrarchiformes; Centrarchidae. Gene Ontology annotation, biological process: vesicle-mediated transport. Gene Ontology annotation, cellular component: membrane. The record is from RefSeq and is a predicted model, not a curated record. Bases 170 to 586 code for a protein of 138 amino acids. The transcript is spliced from 5 exons.
CAAUGUUUUGAAGCGCACCAGAGGAAGAAGCCUUGCUACUGGAGUUUACUAGUUGAAUGACAGGAGCUCACAGCAAAGUUUACUUCUCUGCUUGGGAAUAACUUACCAUUCUUCAGCGCAGAGUCGCAGCGGUUCCGACACCUGACUGGCGGCUUGACCCUGAAAGAAAAUGCGGGACCGAACCAAAGAAUUAGGGAACCAGAAUGCCGAGACUUCAGACGAGGACGAGGAAGGCAAAGCCUUGAUGAUCAAAACUGGAACCUCUUCAGUCAAAGAGGAGAAGGAGAAUGAAUCAUUCUUUAAAAAGGUUAAAGAAAUUCACGAAGGGCUGCAAAAUCUCAAAAGGAUUGUGUCUGAGCUUGAGAACAAACAGAAAACUGUGCUGGGUGUAGCACUGCCAGAGGAGAGUAUGAAGAAAGAGCUCCAGACUCUUCGAGAAGAGAUAAAAACGUUGGCGGGUCAGAUCCAGAGAAAAUUAAAAAGUAUUGAAUCGAAAAAGGGAGAGGAGGAUGGAAAAUAUGUACCCAUAAAUGUUCGGAUGCAGCGGACCCAGGUUGACUCUUUCACUUUUGCUUUUAUGCCAUAACAUCAUAGUCUGAAGUCGUACCUUUCUAAGCAUAUAACUAGGGCUGGACAAUUAAACAAUAACAAUAAUUAUCACGAUAUAAUAUUUUUCAAUAACAAAUAUUCAAUAAAUGUUUGAUUUUAUUCACUUGAAUCAUACACAAUGUUUAUUUUGUUAUGGAAAAAAGGACUGAAAAAAGCUUUUACUUAAUUUUACUCAUGCAUAUUUGUUGACAAAGAUUUUAUCAGAAUUGUUUUGAAUGCUCUACCUCGUUUCUGUGAAGUGAUCCACUGAUUGGCAUCAAGUGUUGACCAUAAGGAAGAGUUUAAACCACAAUUAACCAUCAGGUUUCUUCAAAUUUCUCUAAACUUUUCUAAAAUUUGAAACGUAUCGUGAUAAUUAUCGAUUAUCGAUUUUUUGACCAUAUCGCCCAGCCCUACAUAUAACUCUCACAGAUGUAACAUCUUAUCACAUCUUAAAAUAUCAGACCUUAUGUAAAUCUCCAACAAACAUAGCCGUGGCUGCAGGAAGCUGUUUUAUUCCACUUAUUAUCAGAGCAAAAGGUCAAUCAAGGGUGGAAAAAGCCUUAUGUAAACUCAAAGAGAAGAAACUGGUUUAUUAAUUUCAUUUAAAAUAGCUGGUUUUACUUUAUUUUCAGUUAGUUAACUGUGUGUGUGUGUGUGUGUGUG